Messenger RNA from Ostrea edulis (European flat oyster), 3024 nucleotides. RefSeq lists its product as uncharacterized. The transcript is spliced from 4 exons. The coding region runs from base 498 to 1532 and encodes 344 amino acids. Lineage: Eukaryota; Metazoa; Mollusca; Bivalvia; Ostreida; Ostreidae. The record is from RefSeq and is a predicted model, not a curated record.
ACACUACACAGAGUGGCGCAAACAUAUCUUUAACAAUUUAUCAAUACUUUCUAUCCUAGACAGAACAAUCAAAAAUAUACAUAUUACAUUAAACAGCACCGCAUACUUUUUCGCAUCUAAUUUCAAUUUUCCUCUUGAAGAGAGAUAUUGGUUAAAUUUGGACAUUGAUUCUGUGAAAAUACAAUAAUUCAUGGAUAUUUCACGGGAGCUUGGAUUGGUCCCUCUGAAUAACGACUAUUGACGUAUUUUUGCGAGUUCUAUCUGUUCGCUAUAUACAGCGGAAAUUGUGAUUUCUAAAUAAAAACCUUCAUCGUGUUACAUUGUCACAAUAUAGACUUUGGAUUAAACUGACUAUAAAGAUUAUUUUUAAAAACUAAAACAAAGUUCUACGCUGCGUCACACCGAACGAAAAACAAGCAACGCAUUUCUAAAGACUUCAUGGGUUUGCCGUUUUAUCCUGCUGAUUAAAACUGUCAAGACAUGGUAAUAUUCCCAAAAUGAAUGGAAUAAGGAUGGAAAGCCGCAACCUUUUCGUCAUAAUGAAGUUACCGUAUUGGCUUUUUUUAAUGUGGACACAAUUAUUCAGCUCAUUUUCACCCAUUCGAACAGACUAUAUUGAGCUGACGUCAAAUACAACUUUCCAGCAGCUGAGUCAGUUUUGUAUCAGUGCUCAAGGUCGCACCUACAUAGAAUUCUCAGUGAAAUCAUCCACGGAUGUCCACAUCACUCUGAUGACCAAUGACCUUUCCUCACCAAGGGAUGAUUAUAGUCAGAUCUACGAAAUUGUCAUCGGAGGAUGGUCCAAUGAAAAGUCUUGUAUUCGGGCACAAAAAGAAAGCUGCCAAACCAUUAGCACUCCAAAUAUUUUGAACGAUUUAGAAUUCGUUGAUCUUUGGGUCAGUUGGGACCAUGGAUAUGUUAAUGUUGGGACAGGAGCAAAGGCAAGCGGAGGAGUAGUGUUAAACGAGCCUUUAAGUGACUAUUAUAAAGUCAACUAUUUUGCUGUUAUGACUCAUUUUGAAAAUUUCUGGAGGUUUCAUGAUGAUACGGACUGUGAGGUAGAAGAGUUUAACAAUACCGACAUCACAACUGCAAACUCGUCCUGUAAUGGUAUGACAACUUACAGAUGUAAAGAUGAAUUUUAUCUGACAGCAGGAAGCCUAACGCGCAGGUGCAGAAUAGGAAGACAAUGGGAAGGAGAACCCCCAGUCUGUUCAGCUUGCCCAUGUCCCUGUCAAUCAGGAAAUCAAAAAACAACGAACGACUCAACAGAGCAUGUACAAGAAAAGAUAGCACAGUUCAGAAAGGAGCUGAUGAUACAUAGAAAUGCCACAAGUGUCUACCGCCGGUCUAAAGUCAGCGCCGCGGACCCCCGAGUUUCCUCCUCUAGGAUCGGGUAUACGUUAGGAUACGGUGUCAUUAUUUCUGUGCUGAGUCUCAUCUUUAUAGCAGACCUUCAGAGGGUAGUAAACCACGUGUUCGAGAAAACUAGACAUCAUGACACAGUGACCGGACGCCAUAGUCGCAGAUAAUAAACAUUUUAGCGUUAGUCUUACAAACAUAUUCACCGGAGAUUUUUUAUAACACAGUAAAUUGAUUUAUUAAGAUUUUGUGGACAUAUUGCAUAGAAUUUAAAAUCAGUGCAUCUGAUCAACUAUGAGGUUGAUUCAUUUAGUUUUGAAAAGUUACAGUUACUGUAAACUUGUUUAUAUGGUUUUCUGUUUUCUCAAUACUAUGUUUGCAAAAGAGAGUACAUGUAGCAAUGUUAAUACCUGACAAAAAAUAAUUAUGUUUUAUUGUCUUCUGCGAUAUUUGCUGAACACUACUGGAUUAGUUUUGCCUUAACAGGUUUAGCGCAUCUGAGCUGAAGGCUCAAGUAAGCUUUCCUGAUCAAAACUUUCCGUUGUCUGUCGUUGACGUAAACAUUUUACAUUUUCAUAUUCUUCUCCAGAACCACUGGACUAAUUUCAAUCAAACGUGAUACAAAUCUUCCUUAGGUGAAGGGGAUUCAAGAGGGCCAUGCUCCCUAUAAAGGGGAGAUAAUCACAGAAAUAGGGUGGGAUCAUUUAAAAAUAUUUUCCCUUAUUAACUACUGGGCUAGAAAGGCUGAAAUUUACAUGAAUGCUUUCUGACGUAGUGGAGAUUCAGGUUUGUAAGAAUCAUGGUCCCAGGGGUAGGGUGACGCCACAACAGGGGAUCAAAGUUUUGCAUGCGAAUAUAUAGAGAGCGAAACUUGGCACAAAACAACUUUAGAUAAAAUCUGUCACAUGGUAACAUGAAAGGCCAUACCCAUGUACAAGGACAUAUGAUAGUCAAUGAAUUUGUAGUCAAGUUUGAUAAUUGAACUUGAUAAUUAAUGAACUUUUAGUAAUUACAUUUGAAUAGUUUUUUUUCUGAACCAAGCUAUAAUCAUUAUGAUAGUUUUGCUUAAUCUUGUUUACUGCUAGGAAUUUCGUCUCAGGUGAGCGAUGUGUCCCAUACGUCUCUAGUUUAUAUGAUUGAAUAAUUCCAAGAUUUCUGAUUGGCUGAGUUCUAAAAAAAAAAAAAAAAAAAGAAGAAGAAAACCAGGAAAAAUAGAACGGUAUAUUCAUCUCCAUGUGCUUUCAAGGUGAAUAUAACAUUUGAUUUUUCCAACAUCGGACCAAUUCCCAAAUUCAUGAACGCGAUGAUUACUUUUGAAAUGAAAUCUUGCGUCUCUAUUCACCUUCGACUAUGUCUAGAGUUGAAAGUUUGAAAUGGAAUUCUAUGCUAGUCAGCAUUUAUUCUAUGGUCGUUAUAACGAUCUAGUUCGUCAAUAAAACCUAUCAUUGGGUCAAAUGCUGUCUGACAUGUUUCAUACCGAUUGUUAGGCUGUUCUUGGCACACUGAUUUUAACUACGGAUAACUUCGUUUACCUGAUAGGAUAUAGGGCUCACGGCGGAUGUGACCGGUCUACAGGGGAUGCUUACUCCUCCUAGGCACCUGAUACCACCUCUGGUGUAUCCAGGGGUCCGUGUUUGCUCAACUACAUAUAUCUAUUUUGUA